Messenger RNA from Prunus armeniaca (apricot), 195 nucleotides. The record is from the annotation of a GenBank genome assembly. NCBI's taxonomy places the organism in Eukaryota, Viridiplantae, Streptophyta, Magnoliopsida, Rosales, Rosaceae.
AUGUCUACUUCAUCUUCUCAUGGAUUGCAGUGCCCUUUAUGUAGAGCUAAAAUGAAACUGCUUCUAUCAAUAGAACAACAUUACAACAAAUAUUUCAGGAAGUGUACAAGGAAAUAUGGAGGUGCGGGAUGCAAAGGUUUUGUAUGGUGUGAUGAUGUUGACAACACAAAAGGGGGGGGAAGAUAUCAUCUUUAG